Piliocolobus tephrosceles (Ugandan red Colobus) is the source of this 943-nucleotide messenger RNA. Its product is annotated as cancer/testis antigen 55-like. The record is from RefSeq and is a predicted model, not a curated record. The transcript has 6 exons. The coding region runs from base 1 to 771 and encodes 256 amino acids. NCBI's taxonomy places the organism in Eukaryota, Metazoa, Chordata, Mammalia, Primates, Cercopithecidae.
AUGCUCAGGCCUCUGAGAAGUGCUUUGGCCUUUUUCCAGAGUACAGCUGACCCCACAGAGCAGCAGCGACCACAGCAGCAGGACCCACAGGAGCAGGGUGACACUGAGUUGACAACUGUGCAGGGAGUUGUCACAAGUUUCUGUGAUGAUUAUGGCAUGAUUGAUGAGUCAAUCUACUUCAGUAGUGAUGUUGUGACUGGCAACGUUCCUCUAAAAGUUGGACAGAAAGUUAAUGUGGUUGUGGAAGAAGAUGAACCACUUUACGGAUUGAGAGCAAUCAAGGUGGAUGUUGUGCCUCACCCUCUUGACAGUAAUGAACCCUCAGACUCAAAAGUCAGAGUUUUAAAUGGAUGUGUUACUUCUAUAAGUGAAGAUACUAUUUAUAUUAGUAACAUCAUUUAUUUCCCUAUGGACACUGUUUCUGAAGAUUUUGUGCCUUAUAAGGGUGACUGGUUAAAAGUUGAAUAUUCCACUGAACCAGGCUUCUCAAACUUCAAGGCAAGCUCUGUGAAGCCCACCCGUUGUACUCAUGCGGAAGAGGUCCGCAUUACUCACAUACGUGGAAGACAUGGGGUGAUAAGUAAUAAGAUCUUUUUCACCUUGGAUUCUGUGAAACUUCCUGAUGGAUAUGUACCUAAAGUAGAUGAUAUCGUCAAUGUGGUCAUGGUGGAGAGCACUCAGUUCUGCUUUAAGUGGAGAGCGGUUUCUAUCACCCCAGCACAAAAAUCCAGCAGCAGAUUCCAGGAUGAUGGAGGCCUGGGGCAGCCCUAAAGGGAACGUCGGAGCCAAAGCAUUUAACUGAAACAGCAGCAGGGACAGCAUGUUAAAGGCAUGAUUUAAAGUUACAAUUUAACUUCAGUUUUGAGUCCCCCUUAUGCUGUCUGUACAAUCUGUAUUGUUCCAUAGCCUCUUUCAUAUUCUGUCAUUCACGUAAUUUGCAAUG